Trichomycterus rosablanca is the source of this 2419-nucleotide messenger RNA. RefSeq names its product F-box and WD repeat domain containing 11b (gene fbxw11b). Lineage: Eukaryota; Metazoa; Chordata; Actinopteri; Siluriformes; Trichomycteridae. The record is from RefSeq and is a predicted model, not a curated record. The transcript is spliced from 13 exons. Gene Ontology annotation, molecular function: protein dimerization activity. The coding region runs from base 75 to 1616 and encodes 513 amino acids.
ACUUAGAUAUGCUAAGCUAGCUGCCUUCACUGCGCCAUUAUUAUUAGUUACAGCAUCGCUUCGGUUUGUGGGACAUGAACACCUCAGUCAUGGAUUCCCAUACAGGAGAGAUUUCUCCAAAGACAACCACAGUAUUUAAGAUCAGUAACGGUCCCCUGUCAGGCUCAAGGAAGCGGCCGUCCGAGGGCAACUACGAAAAAGAGAAGGACGUUUGCAUCCAGCUGUUUGACCAGUGGUCUGAAGCAGACCAAGUGGAGUUUGUGGAGCAUCUGAUUUCACGCAUGUGCCACUAUCAGCACGGCCACAUUAACUCUUACCUCAAACCCAUGCUUCAAAGGGACUUCAUCACAGCACUGCCAGCUCAGGGGCUGGACCACAUAGCAGAGAACAUUUUGUCGUUUUUGGAUGCCCGGUCGCUGUGUUCAGCUGAGCUGGUAUGUAAGGAGUGGCAGCGCGUCAUUUCGGAGGGUAUGCUGUGGAAGAAGCUAAUCGAGCGCAUGGUGCGCACAGACCCUCUCUGGAAGGGUCUCUCCGAGAGACACCAGUGGGAAAAGUAUUUGUUUAAGAACCGCACUACAGAAGUCCCACCCAACUCCUACUACCAUUCUCUUUACCCGAAAAUUAUACAGGACAUUGAGACAAUUGAAGCAAACUGGCGCUGUGGAAGGCACAACCUUCAGAGGAUCCAGUGCAGGUCCGAGAACAGUAAAGGGGUCUACUGCUUGCAGUAUGACGACGACAAAAUUAUCAGUGGCCUCAGAGACAACUCCAUCAAGAUUUGGGAUAAGCAGUCGUUGGAGUGUUUAAAGAUUCUGACGGGCCACACCGGGUCUGUUCUGUGCCUGCAGUAUGACGAGCGAGUCAUUGUUACUGGCUCCUCUGAUUCCACUGUGCGGGUGUGGGACGUGAACACGGGGGAAGUGUUGAAUACUUUAAUUCACCACAAUGAAGCAGUCUUGCACCUCCGCUUCUGUAACGGUCUGAUGGUGACCUGUUCCAAAGAUCGCUCCAUUGCAGUUUGGGAUAUGGCCUCGCCGACUGAUAUCAGCUUGCGGCGUGUGCUCGUGGGUCACAGGGCUGCCGUCAACGUAGUGGACUUCGAUGAUAAGUACAUCGUUUCUGCCUCCGGUGAUCGCACCAUUAAGGUUUGGAGCACAAGCACUUGUGAGUUUGUACGCACUCUAAAUGGGCACAAGCGUGGGAUCGCCUGCCUACAGUACAGAGACCGGCUGGUGGUUAGCGGCUCCUCAGACAACACCAUCAGGCUAUGGGAUAUCGAAUGUGGGGCCUGUUUGCGGGUUUUGGAAGGACAUGAAGAGCUGGUUCGCUGCAUUCGUUUCGAUAACAAAAGAAUUGUCAGUGGAGCUUAUGAUGGUAAAAUUAAAGUAUGGGACCUGCAGGCUGCUCUGGAUCCAAGAGCCCCGGCCAGCACUCUGUGUCUGCGAACGUUGGUGGAGCACUCUGGCCGAGUGUUUCGGCUGCAGUUUGAUGAGUUCCAGAUCAUCAGCAGUUCCCAUGACGACACCAUCCUCAUCUGGGAUUUUCUAAAUGUGUCAGCUAACGGGCAAAUGGAGGGGCGAUCACCUUCACGCACGUACACCUACAUAUCUAGAUAGCAGGGUGGUCUUUCACGUAUGCAGAGUGUGAGUGUGUUUGCGGGGACUGUCCUGAUAACCAAGUCUCUCUGGUUGUGUGCCAGGAUCAGAGGUCGAGGAACGCCACCUCACUCCUUGCCUCAUCCUUCUCCAUCUUUCACUCAUUCACCCAUUUCAUUAUGACCCUCUCCAACAUACACACACAUACACACACCUCCCCUAUGUUUCCCUCACUGUUGAUGAUGAAGUUGGAAAGAGGGAUGUUACUGAGGAAGAGCACAUAGCCCUGUCCCUGCGUCCGUGUGACGGCUGCCUAACAACCCCCCCUCCUUCCCCAACCCAAAACAACCUGCCCCCCUUCUUUGGGCCCAAGGACUAUUUAUGUAUCAUGAGUUCUGUUUCUCAUUUUUGGUGGAAAAAAAGAAGAAACCAGAGGAAGUGAAUUUUGUGUGAGGACUGUAUUUGCAUGAAUGAAUUGAAUGUUGGGACAGUAGAGACGGUCAAGCCCUAUUUCUUAUUUUUUUUUAAUGCUUUUCUUUUUUUAUUUGGGAAAUCUUUUCUUUGUGAUGUACUUAAAAAACAUAGUUCUCUCUUUUCAAAUUCUGUGUCUCUUCUGUUUCUCCAUUUCCCUGCUAGCUUGAGCAUUAUCUCUUCCGUCUUGUUCUCUUUUUCUGUCAGUUUGUCUAGGUUCCAAAUGACCCCUAACGGAUUGAUAAAUUAGUUGUAAACAGAAAUGUCUUGUCUAAAAAUGGUGUUGUAUAUUAAAAAGAUUUUUUAAAGGAAAAAAAACAUUAUUAAUAUGAAUAAAAGUAUUUGACUGUGAA